UCCUCUUCUCUUCCUUACUUCCCAUAGUAAGAGAAAGCCAGGAAGAGGCGACCCGCAGGAAGAGAACCUGCCAAGGUCCCGUCUCUCCCCUCCCUCUGGUGUAGAGCCAUGGCACGACGCUCCCAGAGCUCCUCCCAAGGAGACAACCCUUUGGACCCCAACUACCUCCCCCCGCACUACAAGGAGUAUUAUCGUAUCGCUAUCGAUGUCCUGACUGAAGACGGUCCCACGGGCUACGAUCGUUUCAUCGCUGAUGAGGGGGCUCCUGACUUUCUAUGCCCCUCUGAAGUUGACCACAUCUCCAAAACCCUUCAGAGACCCCCGGAGCCCACCCAGGAAAGCAUGUGCACAGACUCUGCCUACGGCACGCAGGAUGAUGCCGAUGGUUCCUCGGGGACCUACUGGCCCAUGCACUCUGACACCGCCGCCCCAGAGCUGGAUCUUGGCUGGCCAACCAUCUUUGGAUUUCAGGGGACGGAGGUGACCACACUGAUACAUCCAGCACCUGCGGAAAGCCCCACCAUCAAAGAAGAGGUGCGCAGGAUGAUCCGUUCUGCCCAGCAGGUCAUUGCGAUCGUAAUGGACGUUUUCACCGACGUGGACAUCCUCUCCGACCUGCUGGAUGCGGCCGCCCGCCGCGUCCCCGUCUACGUCAUCCUGGACAACAUGAACUCUGACCACUUCCUGGACAUGGCCGCCAAGUGCCGGGUCAACCUGAACUUCGUAGAGUUCCUCAGGGUCCGGACACUCUCUGGCCCCACCUACUUUUGCCGAAACGGCACCACCUUCAAGGGGAACUUGCUGGAAAAGUUCAUUCUGGUGGACUGUACGGUGGUCUUAAGUGGCACUUACAGUUUCAUGUGGUCAUUUGAGAAGAUCCACCGAAGCAUGGCGCACAUCUUCCAGGGCGAGCUAGUCUCCAGCUUUGAUGAAGAAUUCCGGGUCCUUUUCGCUCAGUCAGAACCCCUCAUUCCUCCUGAGGGCGCUUUACUAGCUAUGGAAAAGCCAUAUAUGGGAAUGGUUCCUUUCGCUGGCCCUCGCCCAUUGUACGAGCGAAAGCUGCAGUUUACGUUUCCCCGGGAAGACAGUUCUCAGAACUCAUUCAACUCCUUUGGGGUUGACCCUGACCGGCAUUUCCUUCACCAUGGCUUCAGGAGGGAAGACAUGAUGAGACAGACGAUGGAGAACGCGGCCAUGAGGAUGCAAGGGCAGGGCAUGAGGUUCCCUGACCCGGGACAGAUGUCUUUUAUGCAGAACAAACACCUGGACAUCGAUGCUUUUAAGAGGCACAGCUUUGCCGAAGGUACUUUCGAGAACUACUCUGCCUCAAAACAGUACUCAAGGCAAAUGUAUACGAACACUGACAAUAAUGAGUACCGCUUCCAGUCAAGCCAGUUUCAGAAAAGUCAAUUUGUCCAGAUGGAGCGCCCAGGGCGGACUCAGGGGCUCUUUGAGAAAAUCAGAGGCAACAGAGGAUUGCAAGAAAUGGAUGAGAUGGACUCGAGGUUUCCUCCUUUCAAAAAUUUGCAAGGAGAAGGCAACUUUGCUCUUGAAGGACCUCACACAAGGCUUAGCUACAACGCUUCAAAUUCAUCCCGAGAGGUUCGACAUGGCUCGGACCAGGUGGUUCUUGGGGACGAGGGUAGAUUUGGGCAGAGAUCACAAUCGCGGCAGAAAUUUAUGUGCCAAAUAUCACCCACGCAUAAGCAGGGCGCAGAGCAGAGACAGUUUUUCCAGGACCAGGAUGCUGAUAAAAAGACCCAACAAGACAACAAGCAAGGUUUACGCAGCUGGCGUAUCUCCUCGUACUUGAGUGGUAUUCAGCCGGACCACGAUGAAGAAGGGAUGCCAAUGAGUAUAGAUUCAGAACCCUUCGAUGAUGCACCAGCUCCAGCAAACCCUCAUGAGUCACUUAUGAGGUAUUCAAUUGAUCCUAUCCCUCCAUACAAGCCUGUAUUAGCAGUUCAUGAUGCCCCUAUGGUCGUUGAACCAACAAGAGAGAUAGCAGUAUUGGAGAAGGAAAAAUCAGUAUUGGAGAAGGAAAAAGAAGAUACUUUCCUAUCGAGACACGAUUCUUUCCGGACACGGACCAAUCCCUUGAUCCAAAGAAGUUCCCGUCUAAGAUCAUCGCUUAUAUUUAGCAACUCCAAGGUAGAGCAGCACAGUUCUACUGUUGAGGCUAUGCAGACAGUUCAGAAAGAGCAAAGUAGCACUGAGAUAGUCAAAGACGAUGAGAUUUUCAAGAAGUCAUCUAAAGUGGCAGAGAUUUUAGAGAAAUAUCGAAGUGUUAACAAAGACGGUGAAACUACUGCAAUGGCAGAGUCCAAAUCAGCUGCAGCAUUCAUCCAAGAGGAAACAGGGGAUGGAAAGAAGAAAAGCACUGAAACUGUAGCAUUCAAAUCUCUGGAGUCUAAGUUGCUGGACAAAGAUUCAUUUAGUCGAACUCUUCUUGAAUCCCAAUAUCGUUCCUCAGUUACUUCCAAGUUCCAAGACCUUUUUAGCAAAGAGAAAGUUACUAGUUCCUUCACCAAAAUUGAGCAGAAGAUGUCUAGUUUUCACACAAUGGAAAGCAAUAUCCCUGCUCUUCCCGAGAAGCAGAGUGGACCCAUUAUCACUGAGGUUGUAGACCCUCCCAAGCCAGCAGAGAUUGAACCACCAAAGUCAACAAAUGGUGUUCGCUCUGGUCUUACAUUUGGCAAUGCUCUAGAAAGUAUGUCACAAAACCCAACCCCUGUCCAAUCUGCUGUACCUAUCACCUCCUUGACCAAGUCAGAAGAAGAAUUGUCCAAGUCAGAGACUCCCAUGGAGUUCAUCCGGAAGGGGUCCUUGAGACUAAAACAGUUUUUGCAGUCCAAAGCUGAGAAGAAGGCUGAUGAAGAUUUGUCUUCUGAUGCAGCUAAAGUCGAAAAACAGAACAACGCACUCAGACGACUCUCUAAAAACGACAUCUCAGAACCUAUCCCUAUAGUGGACCCAGAAGACAAGACCACUAAAGUCGUAUCCGCUUCUCCUCCAAAAACAAGCACUCAGAGCAGGUUGUCCUCUUCAACCUCAAAUGUCAUCUUCAGCAGUAACCUACGUGAUGAUACCAAGGUGAUCUUAGAGCAAAUAUCUGCAAAUAGCCAGAAAAACCGUGCAGAAAAGGACAAGCAAUCUCAAGCCUUGUCCACAAACGAUUCAGAGGUGACAUCCCAUAGCACCAACUCGUCGGAGACCAAAGCUGAACAGAUCCCUAGCCCCGACUCUUCUUCUUUAGCUAGGAGCGGGAGCUUCCUAAGUAGGAGUCGUUUUUCACGGCCAUCGACAACCUCAACAGAAGAUAGGGACAAUCUGCUGAGGAGAAUGGAAAGCAUUAGGAAGGAGAAGAAAGUUUAUAGUAGAUUUGAAGUAUUUUGUAAAAAGGACGACCAGCAAGCUGAGGAGAUCGAGGAUGACCCAAAGGACAGGAAAGGAGGAAAAUUCAUGCCUAAGCUUUUAGGAACUUUAAUUAAGAAAUGAUUGUAGACUGGGUACUCGUAAUACCAUCUGGUGCCAACCCCGUCUCAUCUCCUGAGGACCUUCUCAUGUUAUCAAAGCCAGCAAAAAUUUUAAAUAUUGGAUUUUUUCCAUAACUUAUGUGGGAUCCUAAAGAGAUGCAACAGAUUACAAACUGAAUACACAGAGAUAAGCGGUUUACUUGCCAACUGGCUUAAGAACAAAAUUAUAGGCUUUUUUUUAUUUAGUUCUUCCAAGCCUUUUACCAAAGAAAUGUCUCCAUGUGUGCCUGGAACACGAAGCACUGAGCAGCCCCUACACAACGUGCCCUUUUUAGAUUAGAAGGAAAAGAUAACAAUUUUUUAUAGUCUUCUCAACAAUUCUGAACACAAUAUCUUGGUUUUAUCUUCAAGAAGUACAUCAGAGCUAGAAGUAUUUUUCUUAGUUUUGGGUAGAGCGAGGUAGGAAUAGAACACCUCUUAGGAUUUUGCUGCUAUCUCGGACUCCGUUAGAGCGAUCUCCCUUCAUUUUCUGUCGAGGUCACAAUAAUGUCCCCAGGCAGGAAGUGAGGGAAAAUCCAUGACAGUGACACACAGUAAAUCCAUUGUUCUAUUAGACUAUGGCUACCCAUCAGAAAAUGCAUCGGAAUUGACGUUGUGAACAAAAUUGCUUUAUUGCGUUCCAGCAUGGCUGCUAAUGCGUUUCCUAAUGUGACAGAACACAAAGGCGGCAGCGGACAUCAUCUUACACCCAAGCAAGUCUUCAAUUUCACACUUAUUUUAGCAGUUAACUCACCUUAUAUACUGAAAUGGACUAUUUCACUGCAACAGUAUAUGAUUGGUUUGCCGCUGAGCAGUUGCGGGGUGUACCAAGAUGGCCGCCGCCACCUUCUGCCUGCCUGCCUGGGUGUAAGAAGAUGUCCACUGCUGGCUUCAUGUUCUGUCAGAUUAGGAAACCUAUCGAAACACAUAGCGGCCAUGUUGGAAUGCAUGGCCCAUGCGCAGUAAGCAUUUUUGCUCAGUACGUCGCUUCCAUUACAUUCUCUCAUGAGUAGCGAUAUUCUGACAGGACACCGGCCAUAGACGUUUCAAAUUCCUGUUGAACCAGCUGAGAUUGAACCAUGUAUGGGCAGGCUGAAUGUACCCAAGUUAAUGGAUCGAUCAACUUGGGUACAACCGGCUUGUCGAAUUUUACCUGAGUUUAUUGCUAGCAAGGGGAACACAAUGGCUCUGUGGGAGGUAUUCCCCCAUCAACGCUGACUGUGUUGAUGGGGGAAUCAAGCAAUUUUCUUUCCGACAACCCGUGGUUGCCGGGAGUGGCGGCUGGUGGGUCGGUCCUAUGAUACCGAGAGAAGAGUGUGUCUGGGGUCUGCAGCGCUACGGCCAGCACUUCCCUUCAAUGGUGCCACUCCUCACUGAAUCCACCGCAAGCACUCCAGUCGACUCCACCCCCACUGUGGCCAGGAAAUCGGAAGUGAUGUAAAUGGCACCGCCCACGCCCACUGUCCUCUCCUUUGGUGUCCGGCCCCAGACGACUUCAACCCCACGGGUGACGCAAAGGGUACCGCCUAGCUGUUCUCUCCUCCGGUCCCCACCACGCCAAUCCUAGCCAGUUACCAUAGGCAUACUGACGAAUCCCAGUAGAGUGAGAGUGUGGGCACACAGCUUGCACCCUUUACACGCCCUAAACACGGGCAAAUCAGUUUCCCAGCCAGCAAUCAGCUGAUUGCAGGCUGGGAAGCUUCCCAUAGACUGCCGCAUGUCCGGAGCCUGGUCACUCUUAAAAAAUUUUAAUAAAAUUGUCACUUUAACAGCUUGGGUGGGGACGAGCCACCACUGGUUGCCGGAAAGAAAAACGCUCUGUCUAUGGCCGGCCUAAGUAAAGCGCUGACAGAGGUUUUAGCCUUUCUCUACUCUUAUUUCUGUCUGUGUUGCUAUUGUAGAUAAACCUUCACUUCCUAUCUGGUGAAACCAUUGUCAUUAGGACAGGAAGUGGAGGGGAAAUCUCUCUAACUGAGCCCUGGAUAGCGAUGGAACCCCAAAAGAGGGUCCUAAUCCUUCCCAACUCUGUCCAAAAAAUUUAAGAUUUGACUCGGCAUACACUUACAUUUUUUUAAACCAGCAAUUGGCAAGCCAAGACUUUGCGGUCAUUGUGGAAUCAUAAGCCAAGUCUGCUGGGACUGCAAGUUCUUCAGCAGCUGAAGCACCUUCAGGCAAGUUAAUUCUGCGUUUACAAUUGAUGCAAUAAUGUAUUCAGCCAGAUUACAGAAGCUGAAUAGCCAAAUUCUGCUGGAGAGUUGUAGAAAACAUUGAGGGGUGAAAGCAUUUUUUAUUUUUAUGGAUGUGUUUUGGGCACAAUAAGAACCAGGAAUACAUUCAGCCGCAGUCGCUGUUUUUUUUUACAAGCUGUAAAUAUAUAUUUGUUCGCAGUAUACAUGGGUUCUUUUCUGAAAUUUGUAUUGUGUCAUUCCAGAAGUCACAUGGUAUUAUUUUUUCGUAUAUCCUUAUGUGACCUUAGCUACAAAAUUUUGGCUUAAUAUUUUAAUGCCACCUUUGUGUUUUUGCACAUAUUGGAGUUUAGCAAAUGCUGUGUUGCAAAGAAAAAAAAAAAAAAAACAAGAAAAAAAAAAAA
Messenger RNA from Rana temporaria (common frog), 6105 nucleotides. RefSeq names its product family with sequence similarity 83 member H (gene SACK1H). The coding region runs from base 109 to 3498 and encodes 1129 amino acids. Gene Ontology annotation, biological process: intermediate filament cytoskeleton organization; positive regulation of cell migration; protein localization to cytoskeleton. Lineage: Eukaryota; Metazoa; Chordata; Amphibia; Anura; Ranidae. Gene Ontology annotation, molecular function: keratin filament binding. The transcript is spliced from 5 exons. The record is from RefSeq and is a predicted model, not a curated record. Gene Ontology annotation, cellular component: keratin filament.